CCCGUUGUCGAUACCCAGUCUGUGAUAUAUUUGGCCUGACAGCACUUGCGUCAUGAGUGAACAGAGCAUCUGCCAGGCGCGAGCCGCUGUCAUGGUGUACGACGAUGCCAACAAGAAGUGGGUCCCGGCCGGCGGAUCCACCGGCUUCAGCAGAGUCCACAUCUACCACCACACAGGCAACAACGCCUUCCGCGUGGUGGGACGCAAGAUCCAGGAUCAUCAGGUGGUGAUAAACUGUGCAAUUCCCAAGGGUCUGAAGUACAACCAGGCCACGCAGACCUUCCACCAGUGGCGUGACUCCAGACAAGUCUACGGCCUCAACUUUGGCAGCAAGGAGGAUGCCAACGUAUUCGCCAGUGCCAUGAUGCACGCCCUGGAGGUGCUCAACUCCCAGGACUCGGGCCCCACAUUGCCCAGACAGGGCCCCCAAGUUCAGAAUGGCCCCACACCAGAGGAGAUGGACCUGCAGAGAAGGCAGCUUCAGGAGCUGCAGAGGCAGAAGGAGAUGGAGCGAGAGCGCCAGGAAAGGGAGCGUCAGGAGCACGAGCGCCUGGAGCGAGAGAUGCUGGAGCGCGAGCAGGAGCGAGAGCGUCAGGAGAGGGAACGUCAGGAGCGGGAGCGCCAGGAGAGGGAGGCGCAGACGGAGAGGGAGCGGAUAGAGCGCGAGCGCCAGGAGCAGCAGGAGCGCGCCGAGCGCGAGCUGAUGGAGAGGGAGAAGGCGGAGAGAGAGCGGAUGGAGAGGGAGCAGCAGGAGCAGUUGGACAGAGAGCAGCAGGACUGGGAGAGAGGGAGACGCAUCUCUAAUGCCGGUGAACCCCGGGGUUGACCACCCCCACUCCUGCCCCCACCUCCACGCUCCUGCCGCCCCAGCUCCACUGUGGACCGUCCGCGACCGCCACCCCGUGCCGCCACCGCGCCCCCACCGCCCGGCCCACCCACCCCUCCUCCGCCCCCGCCUCCCUCCAACCUCCCUCCCUAAACGCUGACUCCUUGCGGGACGCCCCCACCUCCACCAGGUCCUCCUCCCCCACGGAGCCCUCCCUCCUCGCUGCGGCGGCGCCACCCUACAAUCCCCGCCGGACUGUUCUCUCCCGCAGAGGACCACCCCGUCUCGGGCCUGGCCGCCGCCCUCGCUGGAGCCAAGCUGCGCAAAGUGCCAAGGUGUGACGACGCAGGGGCAGCUCUGGCAGCAGCCAUGACGGGGGCUGGAGGAGCCGCAGGGGCCAAAUCUGAAGCCAGAGGCAAUGGCCCUCUGCCUGGAGGAGGGGGGCUCAUGGAGGAGAUGAGCGCCCUGUUGGCCAGGAGGAGAAGAAUUGCAGAGAAGGGCUCGUCACCUGAACCUGACCAGAGAUCAGAGGAGGGCGAAACAAACACAACCCCUAAAAUGUCAGCCUGUAGCACACCAGACAUGCCCAGGAAGCCAUGGGAAAGAACAAACACCAUGAAUGGUAGCAAAUCUCCAGUUAUUGGAAGACCUAAAUCCACUCCUACACCUACUGCAUCCCUAAGUGCCAACGGUGUGCCAACAGAAGCUGUUGACUAUGACAGAUUGAAACAGGACAUCCUGGAUGAGAUGAGGAAGGAGUUGUCGAAGCUAAAAGAAGAGCUCAUUGAUGCAAUCCGGGAGGAGCUGGGCAAGUCCAGCACGGCAUAGAGGAUCCGGACUUGCCGUUCAGAACACCUACAUCCACGUGACCCGACAGACGAACCCGACGGUCAAUUUAAGACAUGACAAAAACGACAGCAGCAACACGACGGUGGAGACGGUGAUGAUGAUGAUGAUGGUGGUGAUGAUGAUGAUGAUGAUGAUAAUGAUGAUGAUGAUGAUGACAAUAAUCACAUUAAUACUGA
This is a messenger RNA of Seriola dumerili (greater amberjack), 1851 nucleotides long. It is a transcript of the gene enah, whose product is annotated as ENAH, actin regulator. Gene Ontology annotation, molecular function: SH3 domain binding; profilin binding. Lineage: Eukaryota; Metazoa; Chordata; Actinopteri; Carangiformes; Carangidae. The record is from RefSeq and is a predicted model, not a curated record. Gene Ontology annotation, biological process: axon guidance; actin polymerization-dependent cell motility; actin polymerization or depolymerization.